This is a messenger RNA of Meyerozyma guilliermondii ATCC 6260, 1053 nucleotides long. RefSeq lists its product as uncharacterized. NCBI's taxonomy places the organism in Eukaryota, Fungi, Ascomycota, Pichiomycetes, Serinales, Debaryomycetaceae. Bases 1 to 1053 code for a protein of 350 amino acids. The record is from RefSeq and is a predicted model, not a curated record. The transcript has a single exon.
AUGUUUUAUUUGAUUCCAAUUACGUUUUUGCUAAUAUCUGCGGUUCUCUGGCAUAUAUAUACAAGAAAGACACCACGGCUGAUCCUACAAGAUGUAAAACCCAUCGAUAGCACUUUUGACUGGAAAUGUACUCCACGAAAGAUUCGACCAUUUGUCGGAAAAAAAACUCACAAUGUCACCAUGGCUAUUCAGAAUAUUGCCAAAGUGCCCGAGGACUGGCUUCUCCUUGAGAACACCUAUCUCGAUGCCACAAACCUCAGAAGAAAGUACUCGAAACAGUACGAAAACCACAUCAUGUUUGCUCACGAUGAUCCUAGAACUACCGCUGCAGUCCGGGAAUUUUACGAAUUGGCCAUUGGGUUCAUGUGCCAGAGGUAUCCUCACUACUUUAUGAAAAAGGGAAACAUUGUCCACAAUAGCAUUAGACAGGAGAACAUUCCCUUUCCAGGUGCUAACAUAGAGCCCAUACAAUUGUUGAACAUCUUGACAUCGACUAUAGAGGAAGAUAUUCUCAUUAUGCUCAAAGACGACCCACUGAACCCAGAAGAAGAGUACAUACUCCGAGCCAAUGUCACUGGAUUUCCCGCCGGAUUCGACCCUGCUCACAAUUUCAACAAGCCAAUUUCGUUCAUUCACGAUCCGGUGCCGCAAUAUAAGACGAAAUUGAAGCUCUCUAUGAAACGGUUUUUCAACAGGUUGGAGCCUACGGACCUUUGGAUGAGGUACAAUUGGUCCGUGCAAACCCACAAGUCACAUUUUAACCUAAACUCGAAUCAUGCCUAUGGAGAAAAAGUAGAACAACUUUCCAUCAACGAUAUCGAUUUUGAUCAAGGUGCUUUUCUUCGAUGUGAAAGACAGGUUUUGACCCGACUUCCAAAGCUGCGUGCAAAUAUAAUGACAGUACGUACUUAUUUGACCCCAUUGAAACAGAUAAAGGAGGAAGGACUUGGAAGAGAGAUGUGCAUUGGAAUUGAUGGUCUUCCAGAAGACCUUGCUUAUUAUAAACGAAGAGACGCAUGGGGCAAAGCCGUUAAAGAGUACAUGAGUUCAUAG